Messenger RNA from Cooperia oncophora, 1020 nucleotides. Lineage: Eukaryota; Metazoa; Nematoda; Chromadorea; Rhabditida; Trichostrongylidae. The record is from the annotation of a GenBank genome assembly.
AUGUCUGACGACGCUGCCCCGACGACGACAACGACCGUGGCGUCAAGUGAUGAGAAAAACCUUGUAGUCUCAUUCAUACAGUUCAUUCGACAUAAAGUAUCCGCUAAUCAGUGCACAGAGGAUCAAAUAGAGGCGUUAGAAGUGGCUGUACAAUGUAUGGAAUCAGCGUUUGGUCUUACUGAUGCCAACUAUGCUUUUCAACCGUCAAAACCUCUUCUUGAUGUUUUUAUAGCGGCUGAAGGACUUCCUUCGGGAGAGGAUAAGUUGCCAGAACCGACUGAAGCGGAAAUUGCAGAGGCGAAUAAACUUAAAGAAGAAGGUAAUGACCUUAUGAAAGCGUCUCAGUUUGACGCAGCUGUUAGUAAAUAUAAUGAGGCUAUCAAACUGAACCGAGAUCCCGUUUAUUUCUGCAACAGAGCUGCUGCAUAUUGCCGCCUUGAACAAUACGAUCUCGCAAUCCAAGACUGCAGGACAGCACUCGCUCUUGACCCGAAAUAUAGCAAAGCCUAUGGAAGAAUGGGACUGGCUUUGUCAUGUCAAAAUCGUUAUGAGCAAGCUGUGGAAGCCUAUAAGAAGGCCCUUGAGCUGGAUCCUAAUCAGGAAAGCUUCAAAAAUAAUUUGAAAAUUGCCGAGGAAAAAGUGAAGGAGCUUGAGGCAGCAGCACAAGCAAGUGGAGCGCAACCGAAUCCUUUUGCUGCUAUGUUUGGCGGAGCAGGAGCAGGAGGAGCAGGAUUGCCUCCUGGUGUAGAUUUCGCAUCCUUAUUCAACAAUCCACAGAUGUUAAACAUGGCGCAGACGCUGAUGAACGAUCCCAACAUCCAAAAUAUGAUGGGCCAAUUGAUGUCAGGGAAUGCAGGAUUCGGAAACAUUUUCCAAGCUGGUCAACAACUUGCGCAACAAAUGCAACAGACAAAUCCAGAAUUCGUCGAGCAGUUGAGACGACAAUUUGAAGGUCAUGGGCCAAAUGAAGGCGGAGAGAAUGAAGGCGGCGAAAACAACCAACCAGGACAACAGCAGUGA